Messenger RNA from Equus caballus (horse), 363 nucleotides. The record is from RefSeq and is a predicted model, not a curated record. NCBI's taxonomy places the organism in Eukaryota, Metazoa, Chordata, Mammalia, Perissodactyla, Equidae.
AUGAGUGACAGCCCUCAGUCCAGUGGCAUCAAAGCCUUAAUCACCUGCCCUGCACUGCAUUUCAUCUCGGAGCUUGUCUUUGGGUGUCUGGUGUGUAUCCUGGUUGCCUUGUCCCUGGCGUCCAUCCCUCUUGUCCAGGGCUGGGUGAUGUUCGUGUCUGUGUCCUCCUUCAUAGGCACCACUGUCCUGUUCUUCAUGUACAUGUGUGGCGCCCACGUUCCAGCUACCCUGGACGCAGUCUACCACUGUAUCGCCUUUCUGUUUUACCUCAGUGCCUCUGUCCUAGAAGCUUUUGCUGCCAUCUCCAAACAAAGUAACUUCACGUAUGAACAAUACAUUGAAAGCGCCUUUGCAAUGCUCUGA